This is a messenger RNA of Uloborus diversus, 9379 nucleotides long. RefSeq names its product ankyrin-3-like. NCBI's taxonomy places the organism in Eukaryota, Metazoa, Arthropoda, Arachnida, Araneae, Uloboridae. The coding region runs from base 139 to 9276 and encodes 3045 amino acids. Gene Ontology annotation, biological process: signal transduction. Gene Ontology annotation, molecular function: protein binding. The transcript is spliced from 37 exons. The record is from RefSeq and is a predicted model, not a curated record.
CGCACAGUGUGGCACGUUGUGUUGAUGUUCUGAAGCGUGCGUAGAAUCCUUCGGGGAUUCAUUUUCCAAACAAAUUAAUACUUCGGAAGAAACAAAGACUCAAAUUUAGUGUUUAAUCCGUGUGACUUUUGCCUUUAAAUGACGAAUAAAGAGGGUGUGGUCGAUGCCGGUAGUGGCAAUGAAGUUCAGACGAAAAUCAUAGCUGAGAGCGACAGUAAUGCGAGUUUUCUGAGAGCCGCUCGAGCCGGAAACCUUGAAAAGGUUCGAGAGUAUUUGAAAGGGAGCAUCGACAUCAACACCAGCAACGCUAAUGGGCUGAAUGCACUGCAUCUAGCUUCCAAAGAAGGCCAUGUACCUGUAGUUUUAGAAUUAGUCAAAAAUGGUGCAAAUGUCAAUGCUGCUACAAAGAAAGGAAAUACUGCUCUUCACAUAGCUUCCCUUGCUGGCCAGGAGGAAGUAGUAAAGAUUUUGAUUCGCAGUGGAGCAAAUGCCAAUGUUCAAUCCCAAAAUGGCUUCACACCUCUUUACAUGGCAGCACAAGAGAAUCAUGAUGGAGUGGUCAAAUUCUUGUUGGCAAAUUCAGCCAAUCAAAGUUUAGCAACUGAAGAUGGUUUUACGCCUCUAGCUGUGGCAUUGCAACAAGGUCAUGAUAAAGUUGUAGCUGUUCUUCUAGAAAAUGAUGCAAAAGGUCGUGUUCGAUUACCAGCACUUCACAUUGCUGCUAAAAAAGAUGACACGAAAGCUGCUGCAUUACUUCUUCAGAAUGAUCACGACCCUGAUGUUACUUCAAAAAGUGGUUUUACCCCUCUACAUAUUGCAGCGCAUUAUGGUAAUGAAAACAUUGCUUCUCUUCUUCUUGAUAAAAAUGCUGAUGUUAACUAUUCUGCCAAGCAUCAAAUUACUCCCUUGCAUGUUGCUGCCAAGUGGGGAAAAUCAAACAUGGUUACAUUACUUGUUGAUAAAGGAGCUAAAAUCGAUGCCUCAACAAGGGAUGGGCUAACACCCUUACAUUGUGCUGCCCGAAGUGGCCAUGAUCAGGUAGUAGACUUGCUACUAGAAAAAGGAGCACCAAUUACGGCAAAAACAAAGAAUGGUCUUGCUCCAUUGCAUAUGGCAUCUCAAGGUGAUCAUGUGGACAGUGCAAGAAUCCUUCUAUUCCAUAAAGCUCCAGUAGAUGACGUGACUGUUGAUUAUUUGACAGCUCUUCAUGUUGCUGCCCAUUGUGGCCAUGUACGGGUAGCCAAACUUCUCUUGGAUCGCAAAGCUGACCCUAAUUCUCGAGCAUUAAAUGGCUUCACACCCCUUCAUAUUGCUUGCAAGAAGAACAGAAUCAAAGUGGUGGAAUUGCUUCUAAAGCAUGGGGCUUCUAUUGAAGCUACAACUGAAUCUGGCCUAACUCCUCUUCAUGUAGCAUCUUUCAUGGGCUGUAUGAAUAUUGUAAUUUAUUUAAUUCAACAUGGUGCAAAUCCUGAUGUUCCCACAGUACGAGGUGAAACUCCAUUGCAUUUGGCUGCUCGAGCUAACCAGUCUGAUAUCAUUCGAAUUCUUCUUCGUAAUGGAGCUCAUGUGGAUGCUUCUGCUAGGGAACAACAGACUCCACUUCAUAUCGCAGCUCGACUAGGAAAUGUAGACAUUGUAGGUCUAUUACUGCAACAUGGUGCUGCUGUAGAUGCCACUACUAAAGAUAUGUAUACUGCCCUACACAUAGCUGCAAAAGAAGGACAAGAAGAAGUAGCUUCUGUACUUCUGGAUCAUGGCGCUUCACUAACAGCUACGACUAAGAAAGGAUUUACUCCUCUACAUUUGGCAGCAAAGUAUGGCAACAUUAAAGUUGCUCAACUUUUACUUCAAAAAGAUGCACCUGUAGAUGCACAAGGAAAGAAUGGAGUUACGCCUUUACAUGUGGCAGCUCAUUAUGAUCACGUUAAUGUUGCUUUAUUGCUUUUGGACAAAGGUGCUUUCCCCCACGCAACUGCGAAAAAUGGAUAUACACCAUUACACAUUGCAGCUAAAAAGAAUCAGAUGGACAUUGCAACGACACUUUUAGAAUAUGGUGCAAAACCUACUGCUGAAUCCAAAGCUGGAUUUACUCCAUUGCACCUUGCAGCUCAAGAAGGCCAUACAGAUAUGACUACAUUACUAAUUGAACACCAUGCAGACGUUAAUUCACCUGCAAAAAAUGGAUUAACCCCACUUCAUUUAUGUGCACAAGAAGACAAAGUAAAUGUUGGAGCAAUUUUAGUAAAGAAUGGAGCAAAGGUUGAUCCCCCAACUAAAGCUGGAUAUACCCCGCUACACGUAGCAUGUCAUUUUGGACAAAUUAAUAUGAUUCGAUUUUUGCUACAGCACAAAGCAGAUGUCAAUGCCACUACAUCUCAUGGUUAUACACCUUUGCAUCAAGCAGCACAACAAGGACAUACACUUAUUAUUAAUCUCCUAUUAGAGCACAAAGCUUCCCCAAAUACUACAACAAAUCAAGGACAAACUGCCCUCUCCAUAGCACAAAGACUUGGUUAUAUCUCUGUUGUUGAAACUUUGAAAAUAGUCACAGAAACAAUAGUCACUACAACUACGACUACGGUUACAGAGGAGAAAUAUAAAGUAGUUGCACCUGAAACUAUGCAAGAAACAUUUAUGAGCGAUUCUGAAGACGAAGGAGGUGAUGAUAUAGAAGACACCUCACUGUAUGGGAAACCUGCCCAUGCCACCCACGUGUAUCUGCCUUAUAUCGAGGGUCAAAAGUUACUGAUGACUGAAGAUACAAUGAUGGGUGAUCAGUCUUUGCAUUAUAUGACUACGGAUGAAUUGAAAGCAUUGGCAGAUGAUAAUACUUUAGGGAUUGAUGUAACUCGAGAUGAAAGAGGAACAGACUCCAUGCUUACAGCUCCAUUGACUGCUGAAGAAGAUCACUUAACUCCUCAACAUGUUAUUCACCAAGAAGCAACGUUUAGUAGUACUAUGGCUCCUGACAAUGUUGAUCUUGCUAGAGCCCCUGUACAUGCUGGCAAGCUGAAGUGGAAGACCUUUUUAGUUAGCUUUAUGGUAGAUGCCAGAGGAGGUGCAAUGCGGGGAUGUCGUCAUUCUGGAGUCAGAGUUAUCAUCCCACCCCGUAAGGCUCCUAUGCCGAUGAGAAUCACCUGUCGAUACUUGCGGAAGGAAAAAUUGGCCUAUCCUCCUCCAUUGAUGGAGGGUGAGGCCUGUGCGUCCCGAAUUUUAGAAGUUGGACCUUCAGGAGCAAAAUUUUUAGGGCCAGUAAUAAUUGAAGUACCUCAUUUUGCUUCACUUCGAGGACGGGAAAGAGAAAUUACCAUUUUGAGAAGUGAUAAUGGAGAAUCCUGGCGCGAGCAUACUCUUGAAGCAUCUGAUGAUGCGGUUCAUGAUGUUUUCAAUGAAAGCUUUGAAGGAGAAGAGCUUAGUGCUAUCGAGGACUUGAGUACGAGCCGCAUCACCCGAAUCUUGACCACCGAUUUCCCACAAUAUUUCGCUAUUGUUACCCGUGUAAGACAAGAAGUGCAUGCUAUUGGUCCAGAAGGGGGUAUGGUCAGCUCAACUGUUGUACCCCAAGUUCAGGCCAUUUUCCCCGAAGGUGCACUAACAAAGAAAAUCAAGGUUGGACUUCAGGCUCAACCAAUAACACCAGAGCUUGUAACAAAACUGCUGGGGAAUCGUGUGGCUGUUAGUCCUAUAGUUACAGUUGAGCCCAGAAGAAGGAAGUUUCACAAACCAAUCACAUUAACUAUUCCUGUUCCGCAAGCUGCAACUAAAGGCAUGAUAAAUCAAUACAGUGGUGAUGCUCCUACCUUGAGGCUACUAUGCAGUAUAACAGGUGGGACCACAAAAGCUCAAUGGGAAGAUGUAACUGGGUCUACACCUCUGACAUUUGUAAAUGAUUGCGUAUCUUUUACAACAACAGUGUCUGCAAGGUUUUGGCUAAUGGAUUGUCGACAAGUAAACGAAGCAACUAAGUUUGCUACCGAACUUUACCGUGAAGCUAUUCAUGUUCCCUUUAUGGCAAAGUUCGUGGUGUUUGCCAAAAGACAUGAUCCUUUAGAAGCCCAGUUAAGAGUCUUCUGUAUGACAGAUGACAAAGAGGACAAGACAUUGGAAUCUCAAGAACAUUUUACAGAAGUUGCCAAAAGUAGAGAUGUUGAGGUCUUAGAAGGAAAGCCUCAAUAUCUUGAAUUUGGUGGCAACCUUGUCCCUGUCACAAAGUCUGGAGAGCAGCUCAGUCUCACAUUCCAAGCCUUCAGAGAAAACAGGUUGCCUUUUACGAUUAGGGUAAAAGAUCCUCACCAAGAGCCCAUCGGCCGUGUAGCAUUCAUGAAAGAGCCAAGAGUAGGUCGCGGUGAGCCUCCACAAUCCCCUAUAUGUAAUCUCAAUAUUGUUUUACCAGAAACUGAUCUUACGCCAAUGUCAGAACUGAUUACAUUAGAAAAGAAGUACGGUUUUGUCAAAGAAACAGGUCUUGCGAAACCUGAGCUUAUUCACAGAGCAGACUUAAGACUUUCAGACAUAGCCAAAGAGUUGAAAGAUGACUGGGUACUUCUUGCUUUACAACUAGAUGUUCCUGAAUCAGACAUUAAUACAAUUAGAUCUGAAAACCCUGGUGAUACAGUUCAACAAGCUCUUUUAAUGUUAAGACAUUGGCUACAAAGGUCGGGAAGCAAAGCAACAGGUAACUUGCUUGAGAAAGGUUUAAGGAAGAUCAACAGGGAAGAUAUUGUAAAUCACUGUAUGUUCAAUGUUGAACUUGUAACAGAUGAUGUUGAAAAAGCUGUUGCAAAAGUUCACUUAGAUCAAUCAGGGUUUGAUACAUUCAAAGAAGAAUUGGGCUCAUCCCGAGAUGCUUCAUUGAGAAGAGAUACGUCUCUUAACGGAACAUAUGACGAACAAGAUAUUAUGAAGGAUGCUGAAUCAGCAGCUGAAACAAGCAGUGAAAGUUCAGACAAGGAUCACUAUAAAUCUGAGUCAAGGCACAUAGUAGAAUCAAGAUCAACAGCAGAAUCAGCAGCAGCAAAAAAAGCUUUUGAAGAAGCUCCUGAAACUCUAGUACAAACUGUACCAACAGCAUUGGCUGAAUCUUUCACUCAGCAGGUGACAAAUGGCCAACUCGAUGGCAGCAUGCACGAAGAAGACAGAUCAGAACCUACUGCUGCUACUUUGUCUAGUGAAGCUACUGCUGAAUUAGAAGUAUCAUCACUUGAAGAUAAAUCUCAUGGAGAAGCCCAUGUUGAAAGGCGAGACAAGUACCCCAGAUUUGGACACACUCAGUAUCGUUCUGGAACCUCCUUAUCUUCAAAUAAGAUGCCUGCUAAAGAAUCUCCAAAAAAGAUGUUCCAGCAACUUAUGAGGAAACCUCGAGCUGAAAUAGAGAAAAGAAAGGUUUCCUUUGAGAUUCGUUACAGAACCAUGACACCUCCAGCAACUGCAAGGAAAAGAAAAGUAAUAACAAGACGGAAAUCAUGGCCAGCAGAUUCCCCACUUAAGCUUAAUAAAAGGAAAAAGUAUCAACAGCGCUUAAAAAUAGAAGAUUUACGAGAGCCAUUUUGGACAGAUACCUAUGAAUGGUUAAUUAUGAAAACUUGUCCAGAAGCAGUUAGACAGGCACCAAUAGCAACUUUACUUGAAUUUAAGCAAAUGGAUGCUGUAACUGAUUUAGGCAGAUAUGUGUACAUUAAUUCUAAUAUGGAGAAAUUAAAGCAUUCAUCCAGUCAAUUAAUACCAAAUAAGAAACCUUGUUUGUCUAAUUCAAAGUUUCCUGAAACUGUGCAUUUCUAUUUCUUGGAAUUUUUAAAUAAAAAACCAAAAUGUGAAGCCGACAAAAAGUAUAUUCAAAACUUAAGAAAGCAUUGCAUGCUUGAAGAAUUGAAAUCUCAUACUAUUCCAUCAAUCAAGCCAACAAAUUUUGAUGCUAACAGUGUUGAAAAUGUAUCAAGUGUUGCAAUUGACUGUUCAAAAUCCGCGACUUUUAAUCGUGUUUCAAACAUGAGCAGUAUUGCUAUUAGAGAAAUUGACAUUGAAUGUUUUCCACAAAAUGACUUCUCUCAAAACAUACAAGAGCCAAAAAGGAGGUUACCUCCUCAGCAUGAUGUGUACAGGCCUUUACAGAAUGUCUCAACUAGGUCUCUAAGACCUCUGCAGUCAUCAAAUGUUGAUGUUUCUGCUGAUGUUUUAACUUGUAGCCCAACUGCUGAUAUUAACAGUCACUUUUUUAUGAAACAAAAAAUUAUCAAAGAUGAUUUAUGCAACAAGGAGAAUGUUCAUCAAAGCAAUAAUCCAAAAACUGAAAACAUUUUUCAAAAUCAUGGCAAAAUGAGAAGGGACAAUAUUGAAAAUAUUUCGCAUCCCAUAAAAAGCCAAAAACAAGUUCAUUUAAAGAGCUCUGUGGAGUCUAAAAUAAAUCUUUUGGAUAGAUAUCCAACAAAUAAGCCACCCAAUUCUAAAGUAAUUGUAAAACCAGUACCUUUCAAAGAAGGCAUUUAUAGUUGCCCCAGAGAUGUACCAGACAAUAAUCAACAAACCUUCAGCAAAAAAUGUCCUGAAAUUUCACAAACAUCUCAAGAUACAGGCAAAACGAGUGUGUCAUACUCUUCUGUUUCGGAGGUCCAACCAAGUGCAGUUAGCCAAGGUAGUUCUCAAGAAGGUUUCGGAUCUAAAGGAGGUCCAAGCAACAAGCCAUAUUUGAAACAACUUUUUGAGCAAGAUAUUCAAUCGAAUUUUGCAAAAAGUCAACAAGCUCUUAAGGAUCGUGAAAAAGAAGACAUGAGCGAAAGCGAUAAGGAUGAAAGUAAAGAAGUGAUAGAGGUUUCUUCUGAAGUCAAAUCCUCUUCUGACAUUUUAAUUUCAAAAGAUAUUAGUCAAAAUAUCACCAAAAAUGUACCCUCAGACUCCAAUUCUGCAGAAAAAGGUUCAAAAACUAUACCCGCUACUGUACUUGGUCAGAGCUUUCUUAAAUCAUUGCAAGAACGUGUUCAAGCUGAGGGAAUCACCGAGGGAAGUUCUUUUCCUGCAUCUGUUAUAGGUCAUGCAUUUCUUAAUGUUUUACAGGAACAACAAAAUUCUCUAGCCGAAAAGUCUUGUGAUUCGAAACCAAUUCCAUCAUCUGUAGUAGGUCAAACAUUUCUAAAAUGUUUAAUAUUUGAAGAAUCCUCAUCAGAUAGUAAAGAAAAACUUAUUCCUGCUCCUGUUAUUGGUCAGACAUUCCUUAAAACAUUAACUGAGCAAAUUUCUCCAAAACCCCCAUCCCCUCCAAUCAUUCCAGCUUCUGUAAUUGGUCAAUCAUUUCUCAAAACUAUAAUUGAAAAAACUGACGAAGUACCUGUGAAAGAGCAGUUGAUUUUUGCAUCUCCUGAUCAAAAGGUAGAAAAUGCAGAACAACCUCUCUUAAGAGAUGUAACAGAAAAACCUAUUCCUGCCUCUGUCAUUGGCCAGUCAUUUUUGAAAACAUUAACAGAACAUUCUGCAGAAAAUGUGGAAAAGCAACCUAUUCCUGCUGCAGUUAUUGGUCAGGCUUUCUUAAAGGAUUUAUUAAGUGAUCAGAAUUCUACUGAAUCUAAUAUUAGUGCUCAAGAAUCUGAUAUGGAACAAUUUGCUAAACGAAAAGCUGAUGAAACUGAGAGCAUUUCUGAAUGUUCAUCUUCUAAAUCUAUUCCUGCAUCUGUGGUUGGGCAGACGUUUCUUAAAACUCUUACUGAACAGUUAAAUAUUGAACAUUCUAACUCUAAAUCAGAAGUUGCAAAACCUAUUCCAGCUCCAGUUAUUGGUCAAACAUUCCUUAAAUCUUUGCUUGCUGAUCAACAAACAACUCCAGAUAGCAACACCAAACAAGCUAUCCCAGCAUCUGUUGUAAGUCAAACUUUUCUAAAAUCUUUAACUGAUCAUCAAACAUCUGAAAAUGAUUCUGAAUCAAGCUCUAAAACCAUUCCUGCACCGGUUGUUGGACAAGCUUUUUUAAAAACCUUGCUGGAAUGUCAGGAGGCAUAUAAAACUGAAUCCAAAAAGCCAAUACCAUCUUCAGUUGUUGGACAGACCUUUUUGAAAUCUUUGACUGAUACAGCAAAACAUGAAAAUGAUCAAAGUAUUUCGGAAUCGAGUGGUCAGGCAGAAUUUUCUGAUAAAGAUCAUCCAAUUCCAGCAACUGUUAUUGGACAAUCUUUUAUAAAAGCACUAAUGCAGGAACAAGAAACUCUUUCGGCUGGCGGUGAAAGUAGAGUAAUGCCAGCUUCAGUUAUUGGUCAAGUUUUUCUAAAAACUUUGGAGACUGAAAGUAAAGGUAAGGAAGAAUCUCCAGAGGCAUCAUCCAAGUUAACCAUUGGUCAUUUAUCAGAAGAAACUGAAACAAAAGAAAAAAUAGAGGAUAAACCUCUACCAGCAUGUGUAAUUGGUCAGGCAUUCUUGAAAAGUCUUGUGCAAGAAAAAGAACAGAGUACACUUGAAGAAACAAAAGAGGCACCGAUUCCAUCUUCAGUUGUUAGUCAAGUUUUUUUGAAAAACUUAGUUGAAAAUUCUGCUCCGUCAACCGGUGUUAAGUCGGAGGCAGUACCAUCUACAAUUGUAGCACAGUCUUUUCUAAAAACGUUAUUAGAAGAAAGUCCUCAAACUUUUCCUUCUCAAACCAUGCCUGAAAAUUCUCAGAAAGCUUGUAAGCAUUCUGAAGCAGUAAUACCAUCCUCUGUUGUUGGUUUAUCUUUCUUAAAAACACUGACUGAACAGUCUAAAAUAGACUCAACCUCAAGCGAAAAUGUUCAAUCUUUUGAAGAUGUUCCCUCUGAAAACCCUAUACCUGCUAGUGUUAUAGGUCAAGCAUUUCUUAAAACACUCAUGAAUGUAUCAACUGAAAUGAAUUCUUCUGCUGUAUCACGAGAAAAUAGGUUGCACCAUGAACAAGUUCUUACUUCUGAAGGAAACGGAUGUUCAAGUUGUUCACAAGCAGAAGAUUUAAAAUGUCACACUGAGUCUGGUGUUUUUGAUUCUGAAAUUCAUAAGAAAUUGUCCUCAAAUAAUUCAUUUGAUAUAAGUGAAGAUCAAUCGAUUAUUCCUCCUCCACCUGAAUUUAGUUCUGUUGGAGAUCUUGCUGCUGCUUCGUCUGUAAGCCAACCUACAGAAACUCCUAGAACCGAUUUAAAUCCUGAAAUCAUUGGAGAACUUUUAUCGUACACAAAAAUGAUGCAUUCUGUGCUGGAAAGUAUGAAAGAGGAAAGUACUUCACAAUCCAACAUAACUAAAACUGAAAGUUCUAGUCAGAUUGAAAAUAGAAAUAUACCAAAGCAGAAAUAAACAGCCUAUUCUUGGAAUUAUAAUUGUUGAAUUAUUUUAAUAUAAUUGUAAAAUCUCCCUUUAUUAGAUCAAGAUCUUGUACAAUAAAAAUUUUACUUUUUCA